AUUUUGAAUAAGGGAAAAGUGUUCUUCCAUUUUGUAUUCAUUUUUGAAUUUACAAAAGAAAGAGAGUUUGGAGGAGUUGAUCAUGAGUUGAUUGUCGCCAGAAUUCAAAAUAUUUCACCAAAGGCGUAUGGUGCUGUUGUAUACGUCAGAGUAACCCAACCGAAUGGUGAU
This is a messenger RNA of Paramuricea clavata, 171 nucleotides long. Lineage: Eukaryota; Metazoa; Cnidaria; Anthozoa; Malacalcyonacea; Plexauridae. The record is from the annotation of a GenBank genome assembly.